UGUACCGACAAUAUUGUAUGUGUGCAUUGAUCGAAUCAACCUAAUUUAACAAAUCAACUUUAAUAGUUUACGUAAAAAUUCCAUUGAGAGUUACGUAACACCUUUCCUUACCGACUUGAUACGCUAAAACAGGACGCGCCCUACAGGUUACUAGAUCCACGAGCCUUCAUGAGGACAUUACUAAGGUCUAAGAAGUAUUGUGUAAUAAUACGCAGGCGUACGAUCUGCUCGCCCGCGCGGUCCGCGCACGCGCACGCGCAGAUUUUCCCGCCAUACGCUUCGGCGUAGUCGCCUCUAAAAAAACAAUUCCACUUUUUAAAGACAUAAUGGUGGAAUUUAUCGUUUUUUUAAUUUUCUAACAUUUUUUUCUGUGCAGUGCAAUAGUGUUUUGAUGUGAUAGUGAUGUAGCCAAGAUGUGGUUUGCUUUUUGGCAUUUGUUGCUGUUGAGCGACGUCUCCGCUUCGGUGUUCAACUUCAGCCUAGCUCUGGAUGGGCUCAAUGACAUGUGGUUCCUCCGCUACCCGCCGCGCAAGUCGCAGGUGCGUCGCCAGCGCACGCUCCCUCCCUCUAUGCCGUUCCCGUGCGCCGGCGCAGUCCCAUACGGCCGCAGCGCAGUGCCCCCCACCUCCGUGCACAGGCUGCGCCCGGGGGACAUUGACGUGGUGGCAGCCAUUGGAGAUUCCCUGGUAGCUGGCAGCGGAGCUCUAGAAGAACAUGCGCUGGGAGCUAUCAUUGAGUAUAGAGGGGUUUCUUGGUGUGCAGGGGGAGAUAAAACGUGGCGGGAGUACCUCACGUUACCCAACAUCCUGAAGGAGUUCAACCCUGACGUGCGAGGCUACUCGACCGGCACCGGCGAGUGGCUCGUCAGGAAUGCCAGAUUCAACGUCGCUUUCCCCGUCGCCUCUGACGAAGACGCUCUCAAGCAAGCCAAGAUAAUAGUAGCCCGAAUGCGCGCCUCACCGGACAUCGACAUCGCAAACCACUGGAAGAUGAUCACGGUCUUCAUCGGAGCCAACGAUAUCUGUUCAGCGUCAUGCCUGUCCCCCGUGGCCUGGUCUCCAGCCGCUCAUGCCACUAAGUUAGCGAAGGCGCUGGACUACCUCCAGACACAUCUGCCUAGGACUAUUGUGAAUUUAGUGCCAGUAUUAGACGUAUCAGUAUCUGUUCGCGUGCUGCGCCCGCUGAUGUGCCGACUGAUGCACUCCCUGUUCUGCUCGUGCUUCCACCAGCGAGGCGGCGAGCUGGAGAACAUGGUGCGGAUGUCCCGCCUCUACCAGAAGGCUGAACAGAUGCUGGUGGACAGCGGUCGCUACGAUACCCGAGACGACUUCACAGUGGUGAUGCAGCCCUUCAUGCGGCUGUUCAACGCACCGUUCCCCCCGCGCCCGCCGCUGCCUCUCGUUAUACACCAGUCAUACAUCACGCAUGACUGCUUCCAUUUCUCACAGAAAGGACACGCUUUAGCUGCAAAUCUCCUCUGGAACAAUCUCCUCGAGCCAGUCGGCAACAAAUCCGAUGCUGUGGCGCCAGUGUUGCUGCGAUCCUUCAAGUGUCCAUCGCCCAACGCUCCCUUCAUCUACACUGCGAAGAACUCCGAAUAUUUCUUCCGCACUGGCAUCCAAGAAGGUGCUGAUGAGUUAUGACAUCAACUCUUCAGGACUCCUGCUAACCUGGUAGUUCCGUUUUGAGUCAUCGUCGCAAUAUGCGAAACAAUGCUUGGACUAGUUAGGAAAUGCAGUUAUGACACGAACUCUUUAAGAUUGCUGUUGGCCUAGUACUUUUUGGAUAAGUGUACGUUAAUCUGUGAUGUGUAAAUAAGACAUUUAUUUUAUUUAAUGGGUUUUAUGCUUCUGGAUGGAAGCAAGGUAAAUCCGUGAAAUUAGAAACACAUUUCAAAAAUAGGUCGACUUACCUCCUCAGUUAGGACCACAUCCUUAUAGCAAUGUUUGGCAUCUAAUUCUAUGAUCACUGUAUUAACACAACAAUUUAACUAGAAUGGUCAUUGGUCGGUUUAGUUAGUCUCAAUGGAUAAACUGAUGGUGUUAAAUCAGAAUGGUAAAUUCCUAGGAACUAUACGAUACAUGCCGUGGCUACCUUAACAUAUAGCAUUGUGUUAUCUAAAGGAAUAAUUUGGAUGUGGAAUGAAAUGUUUGGAUAUUAUCUUUUACUACUAGAAUUUACAUCUAUAUUGACCCAUUCCACAGUGGGAUCUUUUUAUCCCACAGCCCCAUUAAGUAAUUUGGUAGAAAUCAGUACCAGAUUAUAAAGAAAAUAAGAAUACCUCGUCUAAGCUACCUCUUUGCUUCAAGUAAAGGGUAGUUAUGUAAAUAAUUUGGAAUGCGUGUGUAAAUAAAGUAAAUAUAUUACAUAAUGUAUUUGGUAUUGUCGUCGGUGCCAUUAAUAUCUCAUAAUUUAAUACCAAAUAACUAUUUUUGUAAACGGAAGUUACCAAUAUAUGUCGUAGGUUUUACUUUAGACGAAUAAACUAUUUCGAAGUACA
Messenger RNA from Plodia interpunctella (Indianmeal moth), 2500 nucleotides. Its product is annotated as phospholipase B1, membrane-associated-like. Gene Ontology annotation, biological process: phospholipid metabolic process. The record is from RefSeq and is a predicted model, not a curated record. The transcript has 7 exons. Lineage: Eukaryota; Metazoa; Arthropoda; Insecta; Lepidoptera; Pyralidae. Gene Ontology annotation, molecular function: glycerophospholipase activity. The coding region runs from base 414 to 1643 and encodes 409 amino acids.